CGGGGGAAAAUGACAACAUAUAGUUGCCACUUUUAUUUUGAAAGCAACCACUUUUUGACUUCCCCCUGGCGUGGUUCCUCUCCUCAAAACAAAGUAUGUGUUGAGUCAGCCAAAAAAGCAGGCAGCAUGUGUGACCGGCCCAAGAUCCACGUCUUCCUGGGGGCUCCUCCUCCCUCCUCUGGCCCAGCCUCGGUGUCUGAAGCUGGGGUGAAGAGUCAGCACUGCCCCCAUGCUGGGUGGAGAAACCUGGAGCUCACCUGGAAGGACGGACAUCUGAGGCCUGCAACAGACGAGGCUGGAAACCAAGCAAGAUCGUCAAGAGAAGAGGAUGGAACCAGCAGGGAGGACGUACAAACCGAUCAAUCUACGCCGAAUUUACAAGGCCAAGAAGGUCAAACAAACACUGAUCAGGAUGACGCCUCCUCUGAAGCUGAUUGGACCAGAGAGGUGUCACGAGGAUGGGAAGAACGAGCAGGAUCAAACUGCAAAUUUAACGCUGAAAAGGAAAAUCUCCGCAUGGAUGACCACAAACCUGCAGAGAGAUUUAUGAGCCCAGUUGAAGAAUCAGAUCCUGAAGAGGAAGAUCAAUGUUCGGCUUCAGUUCAUGAGUAUCUGGACAGCUGUUUCCCUGCAGCUCAACCAGAACGAGCAGAAUCAGAAUCAGAAUCAGAACCUGAACCUGAACCUGAACCUGAACCUGAACCUCCACAUUGCUCUGAACCCCAGCCGUCAUCAGCUGCCCCUUUUCUGUGCACCAAGACUCAGUACCUCACCACCUGGACGCUGAGUCAGGCCUUAAUCCUGAGAGGCAGGUGCGGCACCCAAUCAGCAACCAGCCUUGCUAAAACCCUGCUUCCUCAAACCCCGCCCUCCGACUCCUCCAGCACCCCAGAGCUCUUCAGCCCUGUAAGCCCGUCACCUGGAGCCUCUGCUGAGCUCUUCAGCCAACCCUGCUCAACCCCGAGGGCAGAGGAAGGGGGAGUUGUCCUUGAGGUCACCACAGACGGGGUGCUUUGCUCCCAGGAGUCCACAACUGCCCUCGACUCCGCUAUCAAAUCCCCCAGUUUCAAGAAAGCUCGAAUCUCUGAAGAGUCCAGCACUGAGGUACCAGCGGACAGCACUGCAGCCAAGCUCCAGGGUCCCACCACAACACUUCUGGUCCGGUGUUGUAAACCGGGGGUGCGGUACUCGGUUCUGGUGGCGGUGGUUCACCCCUGUCACCUGAAGGAGGUCAAGGUGAAGUCUGGGCCGUCGGCAGGGACUCUGAUUCCUCUGGCGUCCAUCGUGGUGACGGACCAGUCAGGCGUUGAGAUGAAGGUGGUGCUGUGGCGGCAGGCGGCGUUCUGGGCGUUGACCGUGAGUCCUGGAGACAUUCUGCUCAUCACAGGACUGCAGGUGAAUGAAGACAGGUGGAGAGGAGAGACGGUGCUGCAGUCGACCUUCAGCAGCAAACUGCUCAGCCUCGGACAGAUCACGGCCUCCACCUCACCGCCAGUGCCUAAGCAUGUUAAUGCUCGCUCUCUCAGCUCUCUAUAUGGAUUUCUUCGGGAGCGGCGCCCUCUGCUGGUGUCUCUGCCACGCCGCCCCCCUCAGGACCUGAACCGCCUCCCUUACGCCGCCCUAAGGUCACUGAAGGUCAACACACUGGUUCACGCCCUGCUGCGUGUCACGCACGCACGUAUCAGCCCAGCGUGGCGGAGUGAGGCGGAGUCUCGCUGCAGGUCGGGGGUUCAGUUGAAGGCUGUUCUGACUGUGGAGCAGCCAGAUGGCCAGCAGGGGGCGCUGCUGCUUUGGGGAGCUGCUGUGGACUGGCUUCCUCGCUUCAGCAGAGACAGAGCGGCCGUCUGGGACUUCCACGUCCUCCUGGUGAGGGAUGGUUUGACCCCUGACCUCCCGGAGCUGCACUCCACCCCCUGGAGCUCCGUCCAGUCCGUGCCCCCCACCGACGGCCGGGUGCAGGCCUUCCUCCCACCGGGACGCAGCCAGAAAGGAAACAGCAGCAGCAGCAGUCUGGAGCUGGACCUCGACACGCUGCUGUCCCAGAAAUACAGCGGUGACGUGGAGCUCAGAGUCCAGGUCACCGCUUUCCACUUCCAGGACGCUCCUGCCUCCCAGAAUGCACCUCGACCGGUCCUGGACAGCUCCACGCCGCUGGAUGGUAUCCUAGAGGCGCUGAGCGGGGACAUCACCUACACCGGCUGCGGUCACUGCUCCGCCGAGCUGGAUACCGACACCAACGGCAUCUACAGCCCCUGUUACCCCUGCCUGCCCCACACCGCUGUACGCCGCUACUACAGGCCAGGUGUGCUGACUGUGAGCGGGCAGGGCAGCAUUCGGGUUUGUGUUCAGGUUCCUCCUGUUCCUCUGCAGAAGAUCCUCAAUGCUCCGCCUGAUAAACUGCACAGGAGCUCAGCUCCAGACUCGCAGGUGAAGCACAUCCAGGUGGCAGCAGAGAGGAUCCACACCCUCCUCUCCCUCCCAAGGAAAACCUUCAUCAUCACCAUCCGGAGCCACUUCCUGUGCGACGAGAACAGCGUCCCGCUAAACCAGGACUUUACACUGCUGGACCUUCAGUUCCCCGGCUGAUGGAGUUCGGUUUGUUCAUCGUUGGUUUGCGUUUGACAGAUCACUGAACCCUGGAGUGGUGUGCAUGUGGUGGAGCUUUUAAACAGUGUGUUUAUCUGCCCUGAUGUGAGCUGCUAACCUGAGCGUGUCCAGCUAACUAGCUUUACCACUGACAGUGGUAACCUCCGAGGCCGAGGAGCGUUUCAUUAGCUCACUAUUUAGUUUGUGGGGUUAAAAAGUGAGAACGAGACAAAUGUUGGCUGGAUCAGCCGGCUACAAACAGCUGAUAAAAACUGCCGGUGACGGUCAUCUUUUCAGUAAAAUCGAAGGUCGUCGACCGGAAAUGAGAAGCUGCUCUUGUCUAAUUUGAUCUGAAAUCGAAGAUGCACUGUUGUCAAAACUUUUAUGAUUUAGAUUGUAAUUUAAAUUAUUAUUGAGGCUCAUUUAACAACUCAGAAAUGUGAUGAUCUGUGUAAACCAUCAAAUUGUUCACAGAUACUAUGACAGUUUUUUUUUUUUCUUUUAUAAAUGAUUGACCCAGUCGGAAGAGUUGGUUCAGAAAACUGUCUCACACCAUAUAAACAACUGUAUAUCCCAAUAUCACUGUGACCAAAAGCUUGAGGAUCUCUACUCUCGUAUCACAUUAUCAAUACGGUAUUUGAUCAAUAACAAAUCACACGGCAGACCUGAAGAACCAACCGGGGCUGCCGACGGGAGGAAGGAGCUGCUCCUCAGUCCACCCCAACUCCUCGUGGUCACGCACGUUGACCGGGGUGACUAGUACGAAACCUUUACCGAUCUGAGAUGAUCAAUCAAUUAAAUCAGUUUGCUCGUUUACUUGCUACCGCUGCCUCUAUAUUACAGCUUUCACAUGCAUCUGAGCAUCAUGUGCAACGUCAUAACUGGUGAAAAAACCAGGUGAAAAACGAAUAACGGUCUCGUCAGUCCCGGGCCGCUCCGGGUAGGCGAGGUCACUUCCUCUUUUUUUUAUCCACCUGGAAGAUUUGAACCUUGGACGCCUGGAAACUAACUGCUAACUCCUUGAACUCAGACAUAAACGGUCAAAUGACAGUUAUCAUGGCAUCAUCGGAAAACAUGGAGAAACUCCACAAACCAUUACGCCCAUCAAAGAUCCCAGGAUGAGAACACCUCUGCUUGACGAACCCCAGCCUCUGCCAGCGGGACACGUCCACGAUAAUGACAGAAACCAUAGAUGCCACGGCUGGUAGUCAACCCAGGUUCAGGAGACAACAGCCUGCUGUGGCCACAAGGGGGCAGUAAAUGACAAGAUGAAUGAAAACAGGAAACACCAGAACCUUUAUGAACCAGAGGAAAUUAUAAAGUGAUGCUGUUAUGUUAUUAUUCCGCUCUGAGGUGUAAGGAGAGAAAUCUCUUCCACUUCGGUAUCGUUCCGAUGUCUGUUUUUAGCUUUAACUGGUCAAGCGCUGCUUGUGUCCUGACGGCACGACACUGCUUUUAGAAUAAACUCUUUAUUACAUGGCAUAGUUGAACAUCACACGCACCCUAUUGCUUAAAGUGAUAUUCACUAAAACACGUGUUUCAUUGAUAAAACUUUAAUACGCAACCUCAUAAUUUCACACGUUGUUGCUGCUAAAUUGAGUGAAGUAAAUCUGACAUUUGUGCUGAAAAGGCAAUAAAAUGUUUUGUCAUGAAGUGAAGACGAGACAGUAAAGAAACAGGAGAAAAGCUCAUAAUCACAGUCUGUGGAUACUGUGCAAAACAGCCAGUGUUUAUCAGAUAUGAAGAAAACUGCAGAUAUCAAGCAAUCAAUAUAGCCGAUCAGCUAGCGUAGCAUUAGCUAGCAUAUCCUCACCCCACAUCAUGACUUCCAGGGUGAGGUAGGAGACGGAUGUUAAACUCUCCUUUUCCUUUUGGAUGCAUCUUUUGACUCUGCGAAGGAGGCGUGUUCAAGCUAAAUGUGAGGAGAUGACGGAUUUUUCAGUCUCUGGAGAAGCUCUCCUGACAGCUGAGGUCAGUCAACACAUGACGCCGAAGGUGAGGCUGGUGGUCAGCCGCUUCAGGUUUUUCCUCAGACGUCAGGAUGCGGUUUGCUGGUCUCUGUUGGCCUACUUCCCUUUUGAUGUUUCUUCAGCCACGUCGAUCAGAUCGUUCAGUAAAUCUGAGAUGGAACAAAAGGCGACAAUUACUGGACCAAUUCAUUCAAGACCCACAAUUUUUACCCUUUUUGCACCAGAAAAAUACAUUUGAUUAAAGAGUGAACCAGAGGAAGGUUCUUCAGAUGAGUCAAGAAGGCGUGUUUUCAUCAUUUUCUGACUUGGUGUGGAGUCUUCCAAUAUGAACAUAAUUCUGUGACAGCUCAGUGAACCCCCCUACAUACCUCCAUCAUUUACUCCCCCACUUUCUCCUGCAGUUAUUCCCUCGUUCCCUCCGGCAGCGCCCGCUCCCUCCUGCUCAGUGAACAGACCUGCGAACCCUGAUUUCUUCUGCUUGCCCUCGUCGCCCUUGUCGUCGUCUUUGUCAAAGAGCUGGGAGAAGAAUCCUCCUUUUCCCUCCUCUUUCUUCUUGUCGUCUCCAAAUGAGAACAGUCCUCCCUUCUCCUUCUCCUUCUCUUCAUCCUUGUUGCCUCCAAAGAAGGAGAAGAUUCCUCCUCCCUCUUUCUUCUUGUCUUCGUCCUUGUCACCGACACCCAGAGCGUUUUUCACUGCGUCCUCCACCAUGUCCCCUGCGCAGCAAACAGCACCACACUGUCAGUUCACAACAUUUCAAACGAAAGCCAUGUUUGUUUGAUUUACCUGGCCUGCACCACCGGAGGGGUGGGGAUAAUCUCGCCUGGCGAAGAUGAGAAAGUAUUUGAAAGUAUAUUUGGUGAAAGUUGGCCUGAAUCUCCACUCACCUGGAGCGUUUUCUUCCAGUAGAGAUUCAUAUUCUGCGGAUUAUCUGUUAAUUUAUUGAGCUAAGUACUUCAAAUGUCAGAUGAGGCUCCAACUGAGAAAUGUUUUUCUUAUCAUUAAUCUCUUAUUUUCUUCUUAUUUUCAUCAAUUAUUUGAUCAGUAAAAUGUCAUUUUUUUUAAAAGUUAUUUCUAAGCUGUGGUUUAUUCCAGAUACCUUUCUCCCAUUGCUCCUUAUCAAUCUUGUCUUCAAGUCAAAUGUACAUGAAAAAUAAAGUAUGACAAUAACUGUGAGGUCAGUCUCAGCUCAGUAUCACAUUUCUGCCUUACAAGACAUGGAUCCCAUCCCCUGUGUCCCCCUCAGUGUCCUGGGCUGUGAAAGUAAAUUACAUGAGAAAGGGCUGUUUUUCACAGGAUUGUUUGUAUCUCUGCCAAAGGGAAGAGAAACACAACAAGGCGACAAGUUGAGCCUCUAAACGAGAUUUAGAAAGAAAGUUCACUAAAUGCAACAGUGGCACGUGAGACAUGCAAAUCAGGACCAUGAGAAAACAAAUCCGUGACUCCUGGAUUUGUUUUUCCUCCCCCUUCGCCCUGUUCCUACUCACCCAUUUUCUCCCCGACAAUAUGUGCGAGUUUAUCCAUCUCUGCCGACCUGCUGGUCUGUCCUCUGGUCUGCCUGCUGGACUUCGUAAAGAGAGUGUGGGGAGUGUCUCUUCUGGCAGGUGGCGGUGAGACCGAGGCUGUCCCCGUCUCUUUCGCUCUCAGGUGUCUCCCUGUUGGCUGUAGCGGAGUCAGGUGUGUCUGCAGACAGGACCGACCUGUUCCACCUGUCCUGAUGCUGAGCUUUUACCUCGUCACGAGCCACAGUAAAACCUCAUUUAAUGAUACAGGAUUUUAUUGACAGGAGCCUGAUAUAUACGU
Xiphias gladius (swordfish) is the source of this 6356-nucleotide messenger RNA. It is a transcript of the gene shld2, whose product is annotated as shieldin complex subunit 2. The coding region runs from base 10 to 2586 and encodes 858 amino acids. Lineage: Eukaryota; Metazoa; Chordata; Actinopteri; Istiophoriformes; Xiphiidae. The record is from RefSeq and is a predicted model, not a curated record. Gene Ontology annotation, biological process: regulation of double-strand break repair via homologous recombination. Gene Ontology annotation, cellular component: site of double-strand break; nucleus. The transcript has 11 exons.